UGCCGAUGUGGAAGGUGACGGCCUUCAUCGGGGCCAACAUCAUCACCGCUCAGGUCAUCUGGGAGGGUCUGUGGAUGAACUGUAUCACCCAGAGCACAGGGCAGAUGCAGUGCAAGAUUUAUGACUCCAUGCUGGCUCUACCUCAGGACCUGCAGGCUGCCAGAGCCAUGACAGUCAUUUCCAUCAUCCUGGGCAUUCUGGGAGUCCUGAUCUCCAUCGUCGGAGCAAAGUGCACCAACUGCAUCGAGGACGAAGCAGCCAAGGCCAAAGUGAUGAUCAUCUCUGGGAUCUUCUUCAUCCUCGCCGGCGUUUUGGUUCUCAUCCCUGUCUGCUGGUCGGCUCACACCAUCAUUCAGGAUUUCUACAAUCCAAUCCUGAUCGACGCUCAGAGGAGGGAGAUAGGAGCAUCGCUCUACAUCGGCUGGGGAGCAGCUGCUCUGUUCCUGAUUGGAGGGGCCAUGCUGUGCAGCCGCUGCCCACCAAAUGAGGAGAAGUACAAACCACCUCGUAUGGCCUACUCCGCCCCACACACUGUGAGCACAGGUGGGCACAAUAAAAGAGACUAUGUUUAAACAGACACAUGGGGAAAUUCAUACAUAAAAYAGAUCAAUUGUUUGUUGAAAAUGCAUUUGUCUGGAUUUUGUGUUGCUGUCUGAAACCACAGAGUGAACCUUUGGAAAGACUCCAAGAUGAAGGUUUUGCACAGAUACUGAUCUUUCUGAUUUGUUUUUGUCUUGAUUUUUAGAAAAUGACUCCAUUUCUGUAAAGUAAGAUAAUUAAAUAUAGAAAUAUAAUAUUGAAGUCACUUAGCUAUCACCUGUUGUUUGCUUGGCUGGAGGGUCAAGGUCAAAUUUAUAUAAGCAACACAACUAAAGUGCUGUGUACACAUUGCAGUAAAAUUAAAAAAGGAAAAUCGAAGUUACACAUACAUGUGGGUAUAACGUUUGAAUAAAAGCAUGAAACCAAACAAGAAAUGAGAACCUCCGUCAGAACUCAGGGGAUUUAGGCAACUCAAAUCUUUGUGAAACAUAAGUGAAAGGAACAGCUGCAAUCUAAGAUAAAGAUUUUAUCCCUGACAUCUAUACAUACAAACUAGAAAAAAAACCAGAAAAUUUUAAAUAUUCAGCAUAUUUUGUAUAAUUGUGUGAACUCAGAAUUCACACUUAUGUUUUCCUGUUUAUAUUGUUUUUAAAGUCAAUCUUCUUCUGUACUUAGUGCUAUUUUUAUCAUUCACAUAUGAAAAUAUCCRGCUCAAUCAGUAAUGGUGUGUUUUGAGUUUUGGAUUUUGUAACUUUUAUGCUUUUUAAAAUAUUAAACUUUAUUUUAAAUAUCCUAACUAAAAUGAAUUGUGAUCUGUUUAUUUAGAAAUUUUGUUUUCUUUGAAAUCUGCUUUAGUAUAUUUUCUCUGUUUUUGUCUUCUUAUUCUACUUUCUGUUACCGUUCAGCUACUUUAAGUAACUGUUUUGCUACCUUUAACUAUUUUUGCUAGCUAUUUUUACCAAUUUUUUGCUACUCAUUUAACUACAGUUUUGUUAAACUGUUAGGUUUUUUUAGCAUUAUCUGUUCUGCUACUUUUAGCUGCUUUACGUGAAUUGURGCAUCUUUUCUUAUUUUAAUGACUGUUAUGCUCCUUUAAACUCCUAUUGUUGUGUUGGUUUGGUUGUUAGCUUUUUUCCAGCUGCUUAUGGUAAUUUUAGCCUCCUUUAUUUAUAUUUUAGCUUUUCUUCAGCAUGUUUAACUUUAAAAACUCAGUUUUAGAUUUUCAGUACAUAUUAGUAAAGUCAUUCAGGAUUCUSACUACAUUUUUGCAUAAAAGUUACAUACAGUCUUUUUUAAUUUCUGACAGUAACRCUUUUAAAGAUUAAUAGUUGCUGAAAAACAUCUAAAACGUCUUCUAAGGAUCAGUAAAGUCUUAUCUUAAAGUCACCUUCAUACUUUAUUUGUGUUCACAAUAGAAAGACAUAUUUGAUUUGAUUGAUUUGAUUUCAUUUAUUUAUUUAACAGGAAAAGAUAACUAAAAAUCAAG
Molecule: messenger RNA, 2026 nt
Organism: Austrofundulus limnaeus
Lineage: Eukaryota; Metazoa; Chordata; Actinopteri; Cyprinodontiformes; Rivulidae
Product: claudin-3
Cellular component (GO): membrane; bicellular tight junction
Molecular function (GO): structural molecule activity
Source: RefSeq, a predicted model, not a curated record